Pan troglodytes (chimpanzee) is the source of this 2049-nucleotide messenger RNA. RefSeq names its product coiled-coil domain containing 190 (gene CCDC190). Bases 205 to 1113 code for a protein of 302 amino acids. The record is from RefSeq and is a predicted model, not a curated record. NCBI's taxonomy places the organism in Eukaryota, Metazoa, Chordata, Mammalia, Primates, Hominidae. The transcript is spliced from 4 exons.
GAGGGACGAAGAGAGCUUUCAAGUGUAUUUAACAUUCUCCUCGCAGCCCUCUCUAACGGUCUCCCUCCAUCCUUUCUCCAAACACCAGACUCCUAAGUUUACUGAAGAAAAAUAAGCUCAUUAAUCAAGACUCAGCCUGACAUAGCAAAAGAAACAAGACAUAGUCUCACGGUGAAAACUCUGGAUUUGGAGACCAUAAAGAAGAUGGAGAGGCACAUGGUCAGGGGACAAUUGUAUAAGCAUUUUGAUUUGGAGAGGAAGAAUGCCAAGCAGGCUGAAGCCAGACUGGACCAAAGGCUGCAGAGACUAAAGGAUAUUUGCCUCUACCAUGUGAAAUUGCUGACCUGGGAGCAGAGGCAGCUCCAAAAAGAACUGCAGAGGUUGCAGCAAGCAGAAACCAUGAAGAAAAAGUUCUCCUCUUAUUUGGGGAAUGGAUUUCAGAAGAGACCAGAAGAUGUUCUCAUGUUCUCACCACAGGGAAGGCAGAAGCACAGAGCCCCACAGGCUAAGAAAAUGAGAGCAUUGGCAACCCGUAUGGCCCAAGACACAUGCAAAAGCAAGUCCCAGGUGCCUCCUUCACAUGAUGCUGGCCUCAAAGACCCCAUGAAGAGCAAAAAGCAGCCACUCUCUCAAAAUAACAGAACUGUCUGCUUCGUAAAAGAGCAACCACAAGCCCAAGAGAAAGAUUCUGUGAAUCCAUCUAAGGACGUAGACUCCAGCAAGGGCAUCUCUGUUCCAUGCCAAAAUCAAGAGGUUUCCACCAACACCAUAGAACAAGGUCCUAGUUCCAGCCCAGCUAGUGAUAGUGGAAUGGCACGUGCUGAUGAGACCAGAUCAAAAGAUGUUGCUCUAAAGCCAGAUGGGAGCACUGGAAAACAAAUUCCCCCAAAACACAUGGAAUGUGCAGGAAGCUUCGAAGGCGAGUUCACAAAGCCAACCUUCUUAGAGUUGCUUUCAAAGGCCAGAAAUGCCCAUUAUCUCCGGCACAGGGUCCCCCCUGAGUCUGAGAGGUUGCUUAGCAUUGGAGAGAUAUUUGGGCAUGGGGAAUCCUCAUCAUCCAGGGCAGGAAAGGAGUGUGAAAACAGGGUGCCUUCUAAGUUUCUUCCUCUCUAACCGUUUAACAUAGCCUGACAAUAACAUAUGCCAUUAUUGCUAAGGAAAUGUGUUCCUCAAAUGACUAUAUUAAGCAAUACAGAGAAAAACAAACAAACAUAAUUGAAUUACAAUUUUAUUUUAAACUCCCUAUUAUUUUCUGGGAAUAUAAUAUUUCUUGAAUGAUCAAUGCUAAUAUAUGAAAAAGGAGAGGAGGAAUGAAUCUUCUGAAAAUAUUUUAAGAUAUGUUUAUGAUGUCAUCAAAAAUAUGAAUAUAUAUUGAUGACUGGACUUGGGAAAACAGUAACAGUCUUGCUUUCAGGGACUUCCUGUUUCCUCUAGGAGAUUCUCAUGGUGCCACCUGCUGGCAAAACGGCAUAGCUAUUCUCUCUGUUUUAGUUUGAUAUAUAGUAGUGGUAGGAAUAGGAAUGUGAUUGUAAAUAGGUACUGUAACAUGGUCUAUAAAGAAAAUCCGCUCUUUAACCACACCCAUGUGCUCUCUUUGGAAGCCCUUUCCUUCUUUCCUUUAUUUACAGAUAGCUCCAUUUUAGUUUUCGCCUUCCCACUUUCAACCUGCUCAUAUCAAAUUUUUUGAAUCCUAUUGAAAGAAUAAUGGACAAUCUUUUACCUCUCGUAUCUUCUAGAAUCAAAGGAUUUAAAAAACCUUUAAUCAUCUCCCAACAUGCUGUCAAAUGCAUAGCAGACUCUAUCAAAAUGAUUUCACUGUAAAAUGAGAGGUACUAACAUUGUUAACAAGCUAUUGUUUCAAGUAGGCCUCUAUGUCUUGGGCUACACUGUAAAAGAAUCGAUUAGAUUUUGUUUCCCAUCCAACAGAUCCAAAUAUCACUCUAAAAAUAAGUAGUAUCAUAAGUCAUUAGAAAAUAAUAGCUUUUUGUUAAUGCGUUUUAAACUUACUGUCUACCUAAUGAAGUAUAGAAUAAAAUCGUCACCACUUUU